AUGCCAUGUGGGAUGAUAGAAGUCAUGUGGGAUGAUGGAAUUCAAAUCCUAUUUUGCAAAUUUUUUCUAAAAACCGCGUAUGGCCUUUUCCCCUCUCCUUUCACCCUAGGGUUAAGAUCACCACGCGUUCUUCGACCCUCUCAUUUUCGCUCUUUCCCUCCCGAAUUUUCUCCCGCCUCUCGGCUCCGGCACGUGAUAUUGGUUUUAGGUUUUGGGAUUGGCAUUGUUCUUGCUAUUCGUCGACUCCGGCGCUCUCUCUCCACCAAGUUUUCCCAUCUUGCUUGGGUUCAAACUGAUAGGAAGUCAGGUGGACUUGGGGACCUGAACUAUCCCCUGAUUUCAGAUGUCACGAAAUCAAUUUCCAAAUCAUACGGAGUGUUGAUUCCGGACCAGGGGGUUGCUCUUCGAGGGCUCUUCAUCAUUGACAAGGAAGGAGUUAUUCAGCAUUCGACUAUUAACAACCUUGCCAUUGGUCGGAGUGUGGACGAGACCAUGAGGACUCUUCAGGCUCUGCAAUUCGUGCAAGAGAACCCGGACGAAGUGUGCCCUGCAGGAUGGAAGCCUGGGGAGAAAUCCAUGAAGCCUGAUCCUAAGUUGAGCAAGGAAUAUUUCGCUGCUAUCUAAUAAUCUGGAUCUCCGCGGUUAAACUAGUUAGUGUUUUGGUGUUUGAAGAGCAAAAUAUAUGUUUUUGUUGUGAUUAGGCCUUGUUUUGAGUUUGUUGUGAUUUCAUUUGUGCCCGUGACUUGAAUAAAAUCAUCGGAGGAAAUUUUCAUCUGAAGUUCGAACAGUUUUUGCU
Messenger RNA from Asparagus officinalis (garden asparagus), 796 nucleotides. Its product is annotated as 2-Cys peroxiredoxin BAS1-like, chloroplastic. The coding region runs from base 1 to 624 and encodes 207 amino acids. The record is from RefSeq and is a predicted model, not a curated record. Gene Ontology annotation, molecular function: thioredoxin peroxidase activity. NCBI's taxonomy places the organism in Eukaryota, Viridiplantae, Streptophyta, Magnoliopsida, Asparagales, Asparagaceae. The transcript is spliced from 5 exons. Gene Ontology annotation, biological process: cell redox homeostasis; hydrogen peroxide catabolic process; cellular response to stress.